Molecule: messenger RNA, 3369 nt
Organism: Oryza sativa Japonica Group (Japanese rice)
Lineage: Eukaryota; Viridiplantae; Streptophyta; Magnoliopsida; Poales; Poaceae
Source: RefSeq, a predicted model, not a curated record
AACUAUUCACUGAAAGAACACAUUGGGCAGCAAUGGAAACAACAAGCAACUAUGCUGUCAGUAUAAAAUAGAACUAUUUUUAUGAGAUGUACAAUAUGCAUUGUGCUGAAUAUCAUAGCUGCAGAAGAAGUACAGUAGCAGGGAAGUGAGGAGCAAAUGUAAUUGUUCAAUAGAAUUAUGGUUAUUGUCCAAUAGCACAGUAACAUAAUUAGGAAGAAGGCAUGCUGACAUAAAAGCACUCCCUAUUCCAAUAGUUAUUUUGAUAAAAAGCCAUCACCAGAAUUUUAUAAUUCUCUUCGAUAUAGUUGGUGUGAUUCACAGUAAGUGACAGCAUACAUUUCAAGAAUCAAGAGGCUCAAAUUCUCUAAACCAGGAGAACUAUGGAAAAAUGAUGUAUUAUCUAUUUAAUUAUGAGAAAUAUAUUAGUCCAAAUCAACAUAUAUGUAGAAAAUAAAAAACAAUAUGAAAGAAUUACGGAAAUACGUACUAAUGUAGUUAUCAUAUAUAAUACAAUGAGAAAAGAAGACCAUAGUCAAAUGCUUUAUUAUUGAGCAAAAAUGAUGGUAUUAUUUUUAUCAUCUUUUAGAGGAAUCUAUCUAAAUAUAGUUAAUCAGCCCGUGUUAGUAGAAGCAUGUAUCGUCAUGCAUCAACAUAUCAUGAGAUUAUUAGUUAUAGCUAAGUACACCGGCGUAAUCAUACUUAGCAUAUCACGAGACUAUCGGGUAAUGGACAAUUAUCUUUAAUUGUGCUAGAGAAAAAAUAUCAUACUUAGCAUAUCACGAGACUAUCAGGUAAUGGACAAUUAUCUUUAAUUGUGCUAGAAAAAAAAAAGUACUCCCUUCGUCCCAUAAAAAACCAACUUAGGACUGGAUGUGACACAUCCUAGUAAAACGAAUCUAGACAUGCAUAUGUUCAGAUUUGUUGUACUAGAAUGUGCCACACUAGUUCUACAUUCGUUUUUUUGGAACAAAAGGAGUAAAUUACAAUCCAUACUAUGUAUUCUAAAAAAUUCUUACAAAUUUUCAUAUAAUGUUAUCCUUUAACCAUUUUCAUUUACACAAUAGCUAACUUUACAUUUUAAUUUGGACCACCAUAUUUUAUCCAUCUCCAAGUCCGGUGACUCAGUAAUCACGUCGCACAUUAACUCUCUCUCUCUCUCUCUCUCUCUCCAUUUUCUUCUUUCAUCUGACAGUUGGAUAACCGAUAGAUCUAGCAAGAAAGAGCCCGGAUAUAGCGCCUUCGCUCUUCGUCGGGUCAGCUCCUGCCUUCCAAAGUCCCUGCAAGCCCGACAUCUCCGACCUCAAUUGCAACCAUAACAAUAGUGUGCAUCAUGAUAGGGGAGGAGAAAAAGACUUGUCGGUUACUAGAGGUUAAGGCUGUGCAUGUAAGGCAAAGGGGAGGAACGAUGGUGGCUCAUGGAGAAAGAGCGGUGAUGGCGGUGCGUAGAGUGACAGUUAGCAGUUGCAGGUGGUAUGAGGAAUUUGUCGUCGACACAAUCUUUUAAUUUUUUUCCUAAGUAUUGAUGAUACGUGGGUCACCAGUUAUAUAAAGAAAUAGCUUUUAAAAUAUUAGCUUGCCCUAAAAUAAAUGUCAAAACUUUUGACCGUCCGUCUUUGAAAAGUUUAUGAAAAAAUUAAAAUAAAUUAGUCACACGUAAAAUAUUAUUCAUGUUUUAUCAUCUAAUAACAAUAAAAAUACUAAUCAUAAAAAAUUUUAAAUAAAAAAAAAGUUAAACGCCGGACGUAAACCGUAAUAAAAAACUACACUUAAUUAGGGACGGAUGGAGCGGUAAAUAAAAAUAUGGAGAUAAGGUUGGAGUAUCGCUACUUGAGAUAAAGAAAAAGAAACCUCUCGUUGUCUCCUCCGCUCCUUGCCUCCUUGCGCCGCCGCCAAGACGAGUGGCGGCUGAACAAGGGAGGGCCGGGCGGCGAUCUCCAUCGCAGCGGAGGGGAGGGGAUCCUGUUUGGGGGUUCAACUGAACCCCCAUGUCCCAAGUUGGAUCCGCCCCUGUGUCGAGGUCUUGGUGGUGGUGGGUACCAUUUCAGAAUCAAACCUCAUUUCCCAUGCAUAAAGUAGUAUGUAUAGUGUGUUUACUUAAUUUUAGGAGAGAAAUAGAAUGCUCCAUUCACACAUACUAGCACUCAUUUUGUCAUCAGUAAUGGAGAUGUCAUCACUACUACUCCCCAUGCCAUGCAAAAUAAAUAUCCAUAUUACCGUUUCAUUGCCCACAUUAUGAUCUUUAAUUCGGAAAUAAUAAGGCAUUGCAGCGAGAAAUCCAUGGCAUGGGGAGGUCUCUUCUUGAGCUUCAGCCGUCCCUCACAGGACCAACAGAAGUCAUGCCUUUCAGCUGCUGGUGGUUUCAACUAUGAUGCGCCUCUCCAUGGUGCCUCAAGACCAAAAUCAGUAGCUAAAUUGACUGCGGGAGAUACUGAAGCAAGUGACAAAGCGCUUGUCGAGCGCGGCUUCUUCGUGAACCGUUCACGUGUUCUGGUUGGCUCUGGCACUACCACCUUCAACCAUGCCAAAUCCGCGCUUCUCUCCUGGAAGCAUUUGGCACUAGGCUGGGCAAAUGUGGAACCCGACACACCGGUGAAGGCUGGAACAAGGUUCUGCAUUUGUUACAAGGAGCUGAUCCCUUGGGUCAUGUUGCCCCUCCAGAUUGCCUAUGUGACCGAUGGCAAUGGAGGCAACUCCUCAGGCCAUGGAAAAGGCUGCGUUUUUGCUUAUGGUAGCGGCACUCUACAAGGCCAUCUGCUGGCAGGGGAGGAGAGGUUCUCGGUGCAGCUGGACGAAGACGAUCAGGUGUGGUACGAGGUGAUGUCCUUCUCGAAGCCAGCACACAUCCUGUCCAGCCUCUGCUACCCGUACGUGCAGCUGAGGCAGAAGCAUUUCGCGCAUCAGUCAGGGCAGGCACUGCUCAGGCAUGUUGCCAGCCGCUCCAGGGACACACGGUGAUCGACUUCGUCUGCAGAUUUGAUCUUUUCUUCAGGAGUAGUCUUCGCAUGUUGUGAGUGAGCCUGCUUGUAUGUUCCUGUAUCUAUGUCCGAAUCUGCUCCUGAGAGCAUUAUUAGUUUGUAGUUUGAAUUUUUGAGCUCAGGGUAAUUAUUUAGCAUUUGUGCUUUGUUGUUAAGUUUUAGAUCAAAUUGAGGUGUUAUGGUGAUGUAAAUUCAGAUUUCCAUGGUUUGUUACUAAAUCAAAAGGAAGAAUGAAAGAUAAGCACAAGAGGAACCCCACAGUUCCACGGAACAGGUAGAAGAGACGUCUUGCACCAGGCAAACGCCCCUUGUUUAUAGUGAUGAGAGUAUGGAUUAUCUGUUUGUCCCCUUUACCAUGGUAGUAGAGUACUCAAUGGAUUAGCAACUUUUUCCA